Cryptotermes secundus is the source of this 8765-nucleotide messenger RNA. RefSeq lists its product as uncharacterized. Gene Ontology annotation, molecular function: actin binding. The coding region runs from base 509 to 5533 and encodes 1674 amino acids. The record is from RefSeq and is a predicted model, not a curated record. NCBI's taxonomy places the organism in Eukaryota, Metazoa, Arthropoda, Insecta, Blattodea, Kalotermitidae. Gene Ontology annotation, biological process: cellular component organization. The transcript is spliced from 25 exons.
AGCGAGGUGAGGAAGAUUAUGUCAAAAAAUGAAUAAUUUUACAGAUGUGGAGAUAGUGGACAUGCAUUUGACAGAAACGUGUUGUGCAGUGUGACUCGCCACUCGCACUGGAAGUGACAAAGUGGUGCCAUUUGGUUUGGUGUUAGCGUGAACUUGUGCACUCGGGCCAGUGAAAUGUCUCGCAUCGUAAAAGGACUGAUUAUUUCCUCGCCUUGCAGUGUUCAGUUUGAUGCGAAGAGUCUGUAUUGGUUUAUCUGUGUAAACAUUAUACUCUUUAAUGUAAUUUCGUUACUAGUGAGAGUGUAUACUGUAUUUCGUUUCUGAAAUCCCGUGAUACAGUCGUAGUCAAAAUAAUGUGUACAUCAGAGUUAUUCAAACAUCUAUAUCAUUUGCACGGAGAUGCACCGCACCACUGGACAGAUGCAGAGGCGCUGCAUUGCGGUGGAGUUGUGAGCGGCGCCCGCCCCCGUACCCUGGGCGUCGCGGCGCCCAUGUGCGCGCUGUCAUCAUGGACUCGCGCAUCGGGCUGGACUACAUUGUCGAGAAUCCAGAGUACACGGCAAAGCUCGCGGGAGCCCUCGACACGCCCAACGCUACUGUCAAGAAACAGGUGUUGGAGCUUCUGUCCGCACUAUGCGUCUACAACUCGGACGGCUACGCGCGUGCGCUGGACGCCUUGGAGCACUACAAGGUACUGAAGGGGGAACGCUACCGGCUCAACGUUAUCGUAUCGGAGCUGCGCGGCGCCUCUGCCGUCGAUUAUCAGACGGCGCUAGUGGCGUUCAUCAACUGCAUCAUAAUCUCGACACCGCAGCUGAAGGACAGAAUUCGAAUCAGAAAUGAGUUCAUAGGUCUGAAGCUGCUGCCCCUGCUCAACGAGCUGAGGCGCGUGGCCGCUUCGGAACCCGACCUCGGCGUACAACUGGACGUGUUCGACGAGCAGCGGGAGAGUGACGAGGCGCAGAUUCUUCAGGGACCCAACGGCGUUGACCUAAACUCCCACCUUGACGUCUUCUACGCCAUCCUCAGACAGGUUGCGGACACUCCACAGGAGAUCCCGUUUCUCAGCAUCCUGCAGCAUCUGUUGCGAGUGGACCCACGUGAGGCAGUCAGUGACAUUGUGUGGGACGCUGCCGAGACACUGGUGCACCGGGCGACACUGCUCGAGUCGCGUCAGGACGCCAGCCGCCUGCUUCGUUCGCCUAGUCUCCAAGCCAAACUCUGUUGUCACUGUCACCGAGGCUCUGACUCACGCAAGCAGUCUCUGAACGCGCCGCCUCCACCACCACCACCUCCACCGCCACCACCUCUUGUACCCGGACCCCCACCUCCACCACUACCGCCCCCACUGGGGCCUUCACGAGCUUGCAGUGCUGGAGCCCCCACAAACAAAAUGGGGGGCCCACCCAUGCCACCCCCACUACUCAGUCCCCCAUCAAUAUCACCAGCUUGCAGUCCUGAGCCCUCUGAGAAUGGGGGUAAGUUGCUGCCACAGCAGGAGACACCCACCCCUCGCACAAAGAUGAAGACCAUCAACUGGAACAAGAUUCCCCAUCACAAGGUGGUAGGCAAGAACAACAUCUGGUCUCUGGUUGCACGCAGUCACCAGGACUCGCCCAUGGCUGAUCUAGACUGGGCUGAGAUGGAGGGUCUCUUCUGUCAGCAGGUGCCACCGGCACCAUCCUUGCAGUCCUCACCGCGGUUAGGGCGGGACCCACAGGACCCCGACCGCAGGCGCAAGGAGUCCUCAGAGAUUGCUCUGCUGGAUGGAAAGAGGAGUCUCAAUGUGAACAUCUUCCUGAAGCAGUUCCGCAGCUCCAAUGAGGACAUCAUUCAACUCAUCCGGGAUGGGGAGCAUGAUGACAUCGGGGCUGAGAAACUGCGGGGUUUGCUCAAGAUCCUGCCAGAGGUGGACGAGCUGGAGAUGCUGCGGUCCUUUGAUGGAGACAAGGCGAAACUUGGCAAUGCUGAGAAGUUCCUGCUGCAACUCAUAGAGGUCCCAAACUACAAGCUGCGUAUUGAGAGCAUGCUAUUGAAGGAAGAGUUCGCUGCCAACAUGGGCUACCUGGAGCCCAGCAUUAACUCCAUGAUUGUGGCAGGAGAGGAUCUGAUGACAAAUAAACCACUUCAGGAAGUCCUGUACAUGGUGUUAGUUGCCGGCAACUUCCUCAACUCGGGAGGGUAUGCAGGCAAUGCGGCAGGUGUGAAACUGAGUUCUCUUCAGAAGCUAACGGACAUUCGGGCCAACAAACCUGGCAUGAACCUCAUCCACUACGUUGCCUUGCAAGCAGAGAAGAAGCGUAAAGACCUCCUGAGGUUCCCUGAAGACAUGUCAGCACUGGAGGAUGCCACAAAGACAACAGUGGAACAGCUUCAGAAUGAGAUCAAUGCCUUGGACAUGCGCAUCAAGAAGGUUCGGAAGCAGAUUGACCUUCCAUCCACAGAGAAGGAGAUUAAGAUGCAAAUGGGAGAGUUCUUGCAGAUGGCAGAGCAGGAGGUAUCGGGAUUGCAGCGUGACAUGGAGGAGCUGGAAACUGUUCGCAAGACACUGUCAGAAUUCUUCUGUGAGGACACCGCCACAUUCAAACUUGAAGAGUGCUUCCGGGUAUUCCAUGGCUUCUGCGUGAAGUUCCGGCAAGCUGUCAUGGAGAACGAACGUCGACGUGUUCAGGAGGAGCAGGCCAAUGCUCGGAGAAGGCAGCGUGAGGAGCAGCUAGCUGCCCGCCGGCGACAGCAGAUGAGUGGGCAGCCUGCCUCGGAGUCGGAGUGUAAUCUUGUAGACUCACUGCUGUAUGACAUCCGGUCAGGAUUCCAGCAAAGCAAGGGGCUUGACAGCAACAACAGGGACUUCAGGACUCGCAAGCUGCAGAAUGGAGGCAUGACAUCAGAGGAAGACAUGUCAUCUGUCACAGGCUCACCACUGGUGGCUCGCCGCAGAAUUGGCUCAUUCUCAGGACCUGCAGGAGACCAGGCAAUGACCACUGGACGUGAUGAGGGCUAUUCCCCAGAUGAGAGGGGCCGACAGUUGCAGCGCCAUGGCUGCCGAGUCCGUUCAGAUGUCACACCAAAUGGAAGCCUGAGGCGUCGGCGUAGCAGAGUCCCAUCUGAGGAGGAUGACUCGAACUUAAUGGACUUCUUGCGGUCGUCUGGUCAUGAUGGAAGCCGUGAACGCAAAUCCUGGGGCAGUCUCGAUCGCUCAUGGGCCCGCCGGGCUCGUAGUGGGGGGCGGAAGCGUCCAGAUCUACUCAGUGCAGAUUUCUCUGGUGAGAGGGAGCGCCCCAGUUCACCUUCACCCCUUCUGGAGACAAAACCACUGCUGCCAUCUACACCACAGGGAGAUAGCAAGCCAAAGGCAUGGAGACAGAAGAUUGAGGCUUGGCUGCAGGAGAACGAGAAAGAGGAGAAGCAGAGCGAAGAGCUGAGACGUCGGUCACGGAGAGUCCAGAGUAACCGGCGUUCACUCGAAGCAGAUUCAGAGAGUGAGGGGAGGGGAAGUACACUGGACACUUUGCCUGAGGAGAAGUCCACCAGCACCCAGUACAAGCGCGUCUACUCUGACUGGCGGCCCACCAUUGAAAAGACGGAUGUUGUUGGUGCUAUGGAGGCGAUUGAAGAAGCACAGCCUCAGACACCAGUGAAAGACAAGUCCCCAUGGCGGAAGUCAAACCUCAACGUCCCAAACAGUGCCGAAGAGACAGAAUUGGACUUUCGACGUGUACGUCGGAUACGAUCUCGAGGCAGCAUGGAUGCUAGCUCCACAUCCUCCAAUCCUCUACAGUCAAUCAAGGAGGAGGACAAGAGGAAGGGCAUGAUUGGGUCGCUGGGAGACACGUCACAGGAGCAGGACCGACUGACACUGUACCUGGACCCCGCACGCUCCCAACUUCUGCACAAGUAUCGCCAUGUGCCGGGUGACUUGCUACGCUCAAUUGUGGGCGAGGAACCACCCACUGUGCCCCGGCGGCUCCGUCGCCCACCACGUGAUGAUCAGGGUGACAUCGAUGCCGAUAAUGUUGAGACACCACCUGCCACACGGCGUAGGCCUGUUGAACUAGAGGAAGAAUCGCUGGGAGAUGGUCAGUUUGAUCGGUUUGCAGCAGCACGACGCACACGGCGCUACAAGAAGACGUCAGACUACAGUUCAGACCGUGACGAGGAGCCACCACCUGCAAGGAGAACGGAGGUUGUGUCCCCAGAACUCGUGUCUGAGAAGCAGGUGAUCCGACCCACUAUGCUGCAGGUGGCAUCUGUGCCUGUGCCUGAGAAGUCCCCAGAGCAGGCUGAGGAUACCCAGACAAGGCUGAGAAAGUGGCAAGAGCGUCUCAAGUACCGUGGUGGGGUGCGGGAGGAGGACGCAGCACUGGCCGACAUCGCAACAGCUGGCCGUGAGUUACAGCAGCUUGAGCAGUUGCGGCCAGCCAGGACAGGCCAGAGGGACCGUGUCAGGAGUAUGAUUGACCCUCGACAGGUUGAAGAGGCACUAAGGUGCAGCAGGGCCUCUCCAACUGUCCCUGAACAGAAGUCAGGUGCAGGGAGGCUGAAGAGUGAGUUUAUUCCAGAAAUCAAGGUGCAUGCCACCACACCAAGCCAUGUCAAAGGACGUAGUGAACAUGACCUCAAUGACGAGGGAUUUGAGGAGACACAGAGCCUAGUAUCAGAGACUCCAAGCCAGGGCACCUCAUCUGAUGUAGUUGACUCACCAAGCAAGAGCAAACGUCGGUCGGGACGUGUCAUCCGUACAGACAGCAGUGGGAGCAGCAGCAGCAACACUGUACCAGUGUCUUCCCCUCCUGUUGCCAUCACGAAACCAACAGCUGCUGUUGCAAACAGAGCCAAGCUUGAGCCUCGCAAUGCUCUGGCACGGAGCAGCUCAGUGAGGGGAGAAGGCCGAGCCAGUGUAAUCCCCCGACGCACAGCCAGUCUCCGUAAGACAGACUCACAGGCCAGCCUGUCUCGACGAGAGCGCUCCAACUCGCGUACCAGUCUGCGCAGUUCCCGCAGCUCCCUCAAUAGUGCUGCCUCUGUGAACACAGUCAAGAAUGCCACAUCUUGUACUCCGCCACUGUCCAAGUCCUCCAGCCGCUCUAGUGUGCAGGGGACCCGGCUCUCUGGCUACACAACGGCCAUCAAGACCCUGACGUCCAACCUAUCGAAAGAUCCAACGCACCACCAGGCUUCCUCCCCUAAUAAGAAACCGCUGGGUCCAGUCCAGCUGAAGACUUCCUCCCAGCGGUCAGUCCCAGCCAGCCGCAGCUCUAGCAGUGGCAGUAGCAUUGGGCCCAGUGUACGUCGUCCUCGUGUCACUUCCGGUGUUAGCACUAGCUUUAAGGAGAAUGCCACCAGUACAACUGGACGGGCUGGAUCUGUCCCAGCCAGCCGUAGCUCCAGCAGUGGCAGCAGCAGCGUGGGACCGGUGGCCAGGCAGCCAGUUCAGCAGAGAGGUGGACUUGGUUUUAUGAGGCCAACUGCUGCCAGUGCUGCUAAGGACAGCAUUGGAUCAGACGCAACAAAAACGAAGAAAACCGUCAAGUGACAUCAUGCUGAUAACAGAACGGGCCGUUGCAAUUUAGAUGUGCACCACAACAGGAUGUAAGACUAACCACUCUAGUCAAGGAGUCUUGGUCAUAUUGUUUCUCUGUGUCACUGGGUUUAAGUCAUAUUUCUUGCAAAGAGAUUCUUGUGCAGAACAAAAAAGGUACAAACGUUUCGCGCGUCAGCAUCAGUCAGAAUGAGUGUACAUAAUCAUUAGGAUAUAAGCAGUAUAUGACGAUGCCAUAAAACAAUGUUAACAAAUUCUUUUACACCAAACUUACAUAAACAUCUAACAUUUUUAUAUCUAUUUUAUAUACAUCACAAACAUAACAGAUUAAACACCUCUUCUAACAGAAGGGAGCUGGAAGCCUGCCAGAUUUGGUUUUCUAGUCACUUCUUAAGAGACUGCACCUGGCAGGUAGGCUUGCAGUUCCAUAUUAACUCCCAGCACUAGUGUGUCCAAACUGCCUGUGAGGUUUUGAGCCUUUGUUGAAUUCAGUGAACCUUAAGUAACAGGGCCAGUAUUUAUUGCGCUUCCAGUUAUGACCCAGAAGCCUUUUACAAUUUUCUGUCUGGGUACCUGACUACUGUAUGAGACCUGAUCACCAUUUACAGUUUUCAUCCUAGUACCUGGCUACUAGCCUGAGACCUGGAAAUUAUUUACAGCUUCUGUCCUAAGACCUGACUACUAUUUGAGAUCUGAUCACUCUUUACAAUAUCUGUGCCAGUACCGGGUGAGACCUGGCCAGUGUUUAUAGUUUCUGUGCUAGCACCACAUGAGACCUGGCCACUGUUAACAGUUUCUGUGCCAGCAGCACGUGAGACCUGGCCACUGUUUACAGUUUCUGUGCUAGCACCACAUGAGACCUGGCGACUGUACAAUUUCUGUGUUAAUACAGGAACCCAACUAUUUGAGAACCUGCUGUCUCCAACUGUCUUAAUUAACAAGGUACAAAAUGGAGAAAGAUUCUUCCAAAGGAACUUUGAUCUGCAUGCAGACCUCACUCAUACCAAGGAGGUUGCAGUGGGCUCCAGGUAAAACUUGGAUGGGAGGAAGUUGAGAAAUGCACAGAAUUUUGAUGUGGUAUACCUCAAAAAUUGAGAAACUUAACUUAGAAUUAGAUGGCAGCAUAAUAUUAAAGUAUUAACUGAUGAUUUUAAAUAUUUGAUGACUGGCUUCUCUUUGGGCUUACUGUAUUUGUUAUAGACCAUGAAUUUGGAAACUUUUGUCAUAACUUUCAAAGGCAUGAACUUCGAAGACCCACAGGCAUGUUACAUCGAAAUGUUGACACACGCUGGAUCCAUUGCGGCAAACAAGUCUGGGUAGUUUGGUUCUGCGUGUCUGUAAAUUUUGUUAUUUAAAGAACCAUCAGCAGCCGUGUGUUUAUAUUGUACUUCAUUUUCAUCUUGACAGUUACCAGCCUUUGUGGUCCAGUAGUUAGCAUUCCUGGUUUAUAUAGACAGGGUCUUGGGUUUGACUGUGAACUGGAGAUUGGCCGUUCUGACAGGCUCUUUUGUUUGGGUUAUUUUAUGAUGCUGUUAGCAUCUUGGACUAUAUAGAGUCAAAUGGUAUGGCGUCUGUGGUGUGGCUGAGGUGGUUAGCUGCUGGUUUCCCACUGUGGCAGGCUGGGCUUGAGCCCAAGUCAGAUCAUGUGGGAUUUGUGGUGGACAAAGUGGCACUGGGACAGGUCUCUUCCACAAAUUCUCAUUCCACAAAAUGCUCCACACUCAUCCGUCAUGUGGUGCAGGUACAGGUAGUCCAAUUACUGGCCAACAUAACAAGUGGACUCAGCCUCAUUUCACCUCACAAAAUUAAACAAAAAAUGGGGUGAUUGAAAACUUGGAAAGGAUUUGAAAGGAAAUGGUCAUGGUCUAAGUGAGGUACUAUAUCUGUGGGGGUCUGAGGAAAUUCACCGAAGGCAUCAGUCAGCAUAACCAGAGUCCCAGCCAAGAUUCAAACUGUACAUCUCCCAAACAAAUGUCGACACUGUUACUGCCACACCAGGCUGUCCACCGACCAAGGUUUUCCAUGUGAUGUUUGAAAGCCUUAUGGCUGUGAGUAUGAAUAUUACUGUCAGUCAGGAUCAUCUUCCAUUGUCUGAGGAACUUUGUCCUGUGAACUUUGAAUAUGAUUCUGCAUUCUCAUUCGGAAGGUUUUGGGUCUGAUCCCUAGUCAGAUGUGUGUGUGCAUUCUUGCUGCUCAGAGACUGAAAUAUGUACGUCUACCAAAGGCAAACUUUUGGAAUGUGAAGCAUACUAGACCCCCCCCCCCACUUCCAUAUGAUUUGGAGUCCAUGUUAAGUUGCAAGUCUCUUCUAUGACCUAUCACUCUCAUGAUCACCCUAUCAUUCAGGGUAGCAGAGGCCCCCCCACCUGGGUACCUCCCAAAAGAAAUGGAUGCUGUGCCCUUGCUUAGAGGUGCAGAGACCAGAGGUCAAUAAUGACUAUAUCUGAAGGCACUAGCAACUUGGAAGCUACCACGAUUCUUAUAAACUAAUUUUUAAGCCAUUGAAGACUACUUUUACUGGUUGUCCUAGAGCAUUUAUGAUAGAAUAAUACAUUUUUCUAAAGAAUAAUUUUAAUUUCAAUAUUGAUAUUUUAAUAUAUUCUUCAGUUAUUUACUUUUACCAAAAAUGGGGGCCAGCACCUAGAGAAGAAAUAUAUACAUAUAUGGCUACUGAUAUUUUUUUAAAAUAACAAGUGAUGUUUGACUAUGUCUGGUUUUAGUUAAAAGUUUUUCAGGUUGCAUAUGCGACGUGCUGUAAGAGUUGGUUUUAAUAUGGGUUCAGUGAUGUGAAAUUGUUUCAGAACUUCAUACUCAUUAUUUCCUGAGGACUACAAAAUAGAUAAAAGUGUUCUACACGCCUUUUGAAGACUAAUAUUUGCUGAGAAGUGUGUUGGAUCGAAGACCCUUAGAACAGCAUACAUAGGUGGAGUUACCGUGAUUUUAGUCUAACCAGAUUGACUGUUGUUGUGAAGAGAUAACAAUAAAUACUGACAGUUUAAAGUUUACUUUUAUUUUCUGGUACAGAUUAAGUACCAGUACCUUUCUCCAAUCUUCAUAUCAGUAUUUUAUAAGGUGUUGUUUAAAGAGUAAAACUGAUGAAAUAUUUAAAACACAGGGGUAAUUAUGUAUACCAACUGCCUUAACAUUAAGAACAGGGAAUAAUUUUCCACAGUAUACUUCUGUGUUCUGUAUGAUUCUCAGAAUAAACAGUGAUGAUUUCCCCAAA